Paramecium sonneborni is the source of this 6697-nucleotide messenger RNA. NCBI's taxonomy places the organism in Eukaryota, Ciliophora, Oligohymenophorea, Peniculida, Parameciidae. The record is from the annotation of a GenBank genome assembly.
AUGAAUUAACAAUAUCUCUAGAUACCUAUGACUUAAAGUAGAUAAUAAUUAAAUAAUGACAACUAUUAAACUACUUAACAAAUGGGUACAAGUGCUGAUAAGUAAAGUCAAUAAUUAUAUUAGACAACUGAUUGAAAUUAAUUAUAGUACCAAGAAGAGCAUAUUAUUUGAAGAUAAGUAAAGUCUAAUAAUAUCAAAAGGCGAUUUGAAGAGUUACUAUAAGACAAUAGAAAAUUGAAAGAAGUGAUUGAACAAUUAGAUAAAGACAAUUAAUAAUUAAAGCAAAUGUCCGGAGAAAGUUAUAAUAUAAAGCAAAAAUACAUGAUUAACUAAUCAGAACUAGAAGCUGCUUAAUAAGAAUUAGCUAAAUUGAGAUCUCAAUUAUUAAUGAGGAAUUCAUCAGAUGCAGAAUAAUUGAGUCUUGUAACUAGAUAUAAGUAAGAAAUUACAUCAUUAACUGAACAAUAAAUUAAGUAUUAAUAAGGUAUUAGAUAUAAAUAAUAUAGAUAUAACUUAAUUAAGUGCUAUGUUGACAGAAUACAAAAAAUAAGUAGAAGAGUUUUUAAGAAUGAAGAGUAAAUAUGAACAAGAUAUUUAGACACAUAAAAAUAGAACAUCUGCUUUGGAACUAGAGAUUAAAACUAUUAAUGAACAGAGAAAUUCUAAUACUUAGAGUGAGAUAACAAGAUUGAUGUAGGAAAUUACUUAAUAUUAAUCUUAAGCUUAAUUAAGAACAACUGAUAAGGAUCUGUAUGAAAGAACUAUUUCAACUUUGAGGAAUUAAAUAAAAGAAAUGGAUAAUGAUAUAUAAAUACUAAUCGAUGCUCAUAAUUAAAAUUAAUUGAAAUUAGAAUCAGCUAUGGCAGAGUCUAAAGGUAAUAUGUAGUAUGAAAUUGAUUAAUUAAAAUAAGAACUUAAUUUUUAUUAGGCUUAAUGUAGAUAAUGGUAAGAAAAAUGCUAAAUGUUUGAGUUAUAGAAAGAAGAAAGUGAGAGAAGAGUUAUUUAAAUGGAAAUCAGAGUCAAUGAAACCAACAAAUAAAUAGAAUAACAGUAGAGUGAAAAAAUUCAAAGAGAUAAUUUACAAGUCCACAAUAUUCAAAAUGAAUUAGAGAAUUGGAAAUAAAAAUAUAUUUAAUUAGAAAUUAAAACAAAAGAUAGUGAAUACCUUAGAGGGAAGAUUAAAUAAUUAGAAGAUUAAAACAAUUAAUUAAUAAUUGAAAAUGAAUAAGUUAAAGCAGAAAUAAAUAUUUUGGUUUAAGAAUUUAAAUAAAUUGAAGAAUAAAAUAAUAGAUAUCGAUCUCCUUAAGAAGAAAAGAAAAAUAGAAAUUCAUUAGAAUCAGAUAGAUUAUAAUUAUAAAUUAAUUAAUUCAACUAGUAAAUCAGUAAUUAUAAGAUCGAAAUUAAAGAAUUAGAAGAAUAAAUCUUAUAUCAUUAAAAUAGAGCAUAUGAUUUUGAGAAAUAGAUAAGAGAUAGAAAUGAGACUAUCACUAAACUUUAAUACAAAUUAAAUAAUAAUGAAAAUAAACUAAGAAUAUUAUUUGAAGAUUAAUUAAAAAUUGAAAAAUAAUAAUGGGAACAAACUAAUUUAAAAUAGAAUGAUGUUCAACUGUAAAAGUAUUCUUAAAAAUAUGAAAGAGAGAUUUCUACAUUAAAAUAACAUAUAUCUUCUUUGGAAGUAGAGAAUUAAUCAUUAUAAAAAUAAUAUGAAAGAUUAAAAAGAGAUAAUGAGGCAAAUUAUUAAAGAUUAUCUGAGAAAGAGUAGUCAAAAAUUAUUGAAUUGGAGAAAUAAAUUUAUUAACUUGAAGAUUAAAUUGUUACUUAAUAAAAGGAAUUCAAAUUGAAAAUUGAAUAAACUAUAUAAGAUACAUCUUAGAAUGAAUAUUAUGAAAUUUAAAUUAAAUAAUUGAAUGAUAGAUUAUAGAAAGAACAAUAACAAAUAAAGUAAUUAAAUAAUUAAUUAUAAAAUGAAUCUUAGAAAGCAUUUGAAAUUGAAUCUAAGUAUUCUAAAGAAAUUAGGUAUUAGUAAGAUAAAAGAAUAGAAAUUCAUUAAAAUGCUCAAUAUUAAUUUGAAGUUGAAAAUCAUUAAAAAGAGAUUGAAAAAACAAGAAGAGAUUAUAGAUAACUUGAAUAAUAAUAUCAAGAAAUGGAAGUUUAAGUGAAAAUAUGGAAAGAGAAAUUUUAUGAUGAAUAAUUAAAACAUUAGGAAGUUCGAUAAUUAUUGAUUGACAUUAAAACAUAAUAUGAAUCUCAUACUUAUAUUGUUACUUAAACUGAAUAAGAUAAAUACAAAUUUCAAUAACUAGAAUAAAAAUUGAUUGAGUUGCAAGAAGAAAUUCGUGUUAUAAAAAUUAGAGAAGAAAAAUAUAAGGAAUAAAUUAAGACAUAUUAAAUAAGUGUAGAAAAUGGCAGAUAACAUUAAGAUCAAACUAGAAAAAUUAAAUAAUUAGAAUUCGAUAUUGAGACUUUAAGAAUAAAGUGUAGAGAUUUAGAAAAACAACUUUUAGAAAAAAGAAAUGAAUUUAAUUCAUUAAAAAGUGAAUGGGAAGUUGAUAAAUAAAAAAUAACUGAAUUAAAAGUUUCAUUUGAAGUGCUUUAAAAAAAUAAAUAAGAAAUUAAAAAAGAAUUGAUUGAAACUCCUUCUAAAUAAGAUAAAUAAAAAAUUUAAGAUUUAGAAUAAUAAUUAUCUUUAUUAUAAUUGAAAUAAGUUUCUACAUCUAAACAAGAAGUUAUUAGAGAAACUAUUAGAGAAACUGUUUAAGUAAGAAGUUCAGAAGAUAUUAAAUUAAUUGCUAGUUUAGAGGAAGAAUUACAAUUAUGGAAAACUAAAUAUUAUGAAUUAAAUAGAAGAAAGAAUUAAGUUGUUGUAGAAACUAUAAAAGAAGUCUAAUCAUUAGAAAGUGAUAAAAUAAAAAUUUAAGAAUUAGAAAAUUAAAUAAAAUAAUCAUCUGCUAAAAAAUAAGAAAUUAUUCGAGAAUAUAUAACAAAAACUGUUGAAGUUCCUAUUGAAUAAGAUAAAAUAAGAAUUUAAGAAUUGGAAACAGAAGUAAAUAUGUUGAAAGAACAAAUCUAUAUGUUAAAGUAAAUUAAACAAGAGAUUAUAACAUAACAAAUAAAAGUUGAAGUGCCAUCUUAAGUUGACAAAUUAAAAAUAUAAUCUUUAGAAUCUCAAUUAGGUUAAUUAAAAAAAGAAUAUGACAAUCUAGCAAAAAGUAAAUAGGAAGUAGUAAGAGAAAUAAUAACUGAAAGAAUUGAAGUUCCAUUAGAAUCUGAUAAAUUGAAAAUCUCAUAGUUAUAAAUGUAGCUUUAACGUUUACAGAAGGAUUAUUAAUAUUUAGAAUAAAAAAAAUAAGAAAUUAUCAAAGAAACUAUUAAUGUUGAAGUUCCCUCUUUUGCUGACAAAUCAAAAAUUUAACAAUUAGAAUUUUAAUUAUCAUCAUUAAAAAAAGAAUUUUAAAUAGUUUCUUCAUAAAAAUAAGAGAUAAUAACUGAAUAUGUAAUUGAGAGAAUUGAAGUUCCUUUGGAAUCUGAUAAAAUAAAAAUUUAAUAAUUAGAAGAUUAAUUAAAUAAAUUAGAAAAAGAUUAUUAGUUAUUAAAUUUAAAAAAAUAAGAAAAAAUAAUAGAAACAAUCACUGUGGAAAUUCCAUAAUAAUCUGAUAAAUUAAGAAUACAACAACUAGAAUCAUAAGUUUUAUAAUUAAAAUCAGAUAUUGAGAUAAUUACAAAAUAAAAAUAAGAAGUGAUAAGAGAAAUAAUUACAGAAACAGUUGAAGUGCCUUCAAAAAAAGAUAAAAUAAGGAUUUAAUAAUUAGAAGAAGAAUUGUAAAAUUUAAAUGAAGAUUAUUAUUAAAUUAGUUAAAAGAAACAAUAAAUCAUUAAAGAAACUGUUACCGUAGAAGUUUCUUCAGAAGCAGAUAAAUUCUAAAUUUAAUAAUUAGAAUCAUAUGUUUAAAAAUUAAUGUCAGAAAUUCAAAUAAUAUAAUAAUAAAAAUAGGAAAUAAUUCGAGAGAUAAUUACAGAAACAAUUGAAGUACCAAAUGAAUAAGAUAAACUUCUAAUAAAAUAAUUAGAAAAUCAAAUUUAAUAAUUAUAAAAAGAUUAUAAUUAAUUAAAUUAAAAGAAAUAAGAGAUUAUAAAGGAAACUGUAACAGUAGAGGUUUCCUCAUAAGCUGAUAAAUAUCGAAUUUAAUAGUUGGAAUAGUCAUUACUAUAAAUAAAAACUGAGUAUUUGAAUUUAUAAAAUAAUUACGACCUCCUAAAUUAAAAGAAAUAAGAGGUAAUUAAGGAAGUAAUUACAGAAAGAGUAGAAGUAUCAUCCUCAGUAGAUAAAUAAAGAAUUGCAUAAUUAGAAUUUUAAUUAAGUAAUUUGACUUUGGAAUUAUAAAUAAUUUCAAAAAAAAAAUAAGAAGCUAUUCGAGAAGUAAUUACAGAGAGAAUAGAAGUUUCUAAAGAAUCUGACAAAAGAAGAAUCAUUGAACUAGAGUAAGACUUAAAUAAACUAUAAUAAGAUUACAUUGUAUUAAAUAAGAUUAAAUAAGAAGUAGUAAAAGAAACAUACACAAUAGAGGUUCCUUCUCAAGCUGAUUAAUUUAGAAUUUAAUAAUUAGAAAUGCAGCUUUCAUAAUUAAAAAGUGAAUAUUAAGUUUUAUAAUCUAGAAAAUCAGAAAUUAUUAGGGAAAUAGUAGAAGUACCUAUAGAAUCUGAUAAAAUCAAAAUUAAAUAGUUAGAAUACUAACUUAAUACUUUAUAAUAAGAAUUCUUUAUUUUGAAUUAAAAGAAAUAAGAAGUAAUAAAAGAAACUGUAACAAUUGAAGUUCCCUCUGAAGCAGAUUAAUAUCGUAUAAGAUAGUUGGAACAAUAAUUAUCUACUUUAAGGGAUAAUCUUACUAUCAUUCAAAAAUAAAAAUAAGAAGUACAAAUAGUGAAGGAAACCAAAUAAGUUAGUAAAUAAGAAGAUUUGUUAAAAAUUUAAAGCUUAGAAAGGUAAUUAUUUUAAGAACAAAAUUAAAUUGAAAUCUAUGAAAAACAACUUAAAGAAUAUUCUAAUUCAUAUCUUGAAUUAGAAUAAGAAUUAAAAUCUCUAAAGUUGUAAUUUAGAAAUAUUUAGAGAUAAAAUUUGGAUUAUUAAGAAUAAUUAACCUAGUAACAAUUAAAGAUAGAUGAAGGAUAAAAAUAAAAAUAAAUUCUUAUUUAAUAUGAAAGAAGAGAAUAAGAAUUUUCAGAAUAAAUUAAAUUACUAGAGAAAAAAAAUGAAGAAUUAAGGUAAGUAAGAGAAAGAUAUACAGAACAAGAAUUAAAAUUUAAAUUUUAUAAAGAGGAAUAAUUUUAAAAUGAAAAAUAAAUUGAAAGGUUAAAAUAAGAAAUCUAAUCAUAAAAAAAAUAAUAUGAAGAAAGGAUCAAUCUUCAAGAAACUUAAUUUAAAAAAGAAAUAACUAAUUUAUAAACUUAGUAAUUAAAUAGUGUAAAUGAGGAGUUGUAGUAUUUAGAAAAUUCUAAAAAUAGGGAAAUUAAAGAAUAUCAAUAAUAAAUAGAAUAAUUAUAAAAAGAAAAUGAAAAAAUGAUAGAUCUAAUGAAAAAUAAAAAUGAAGAAAACGAAUAAUGGAAGAGAAAAUUUAUAGCUUUAUCAACAGAAGUAAGUACAAAUUCUGGAGAAAUUGAAUCUAUUCGAAUGUAAUUGAAAUCUUCAGAGCAAAGCAGAGAUACAAUUAAAGCUGAAUUAGAUAGAGUUAAUAAAAUAUAUUUUUAAUGUUAAAAUGAAUUAACAUAAAGUAAAACAAAAUAUAAUGAACUUGAACUAAAAUUAAGAUAAUUGAAUCGUGAAAAUUAAGAUUAUUAAGAUAGAUAUUAGUAGAUAGAUUUUGAAAAAUUAAAUAGGUUAGAAAUAGAAAAUAAAAGAAAAGUAGAACAAAUAUAGUAACUAGAAUUAUAGUUAAGAAAUAUAGAAAAUAAUAGAAAGGCUUCAACAACAAAUGAAUCAAAAUAUAGAGAGUUACUGAGUAUAUUAUAAUAGAAGGAACUUGAAAAUGUAUAAUUACACGAAAUGAUUCAAGAAUUAUCUAUAAAUAUAAGGUAAUUAAGAGUUGAGCAUGAAGCAAUUUUAGAAUAAUCAAGCAAAUAGUAAAUUAUUAUAAGAGAAACUUAAAAGUAAUGAAUUAUUGUAAGUUUAGUAAUUAAAAACUUGUAGAAUUAGAAACUAGAAUUGAAGGUUUGAAUGCUGAAAUUUAAAGAUAGAUGAUGCUAAAAGAGUAAAUUUAAUCAAAACAUGAUAAAUUAAUUGAACGAGUAAUAAAUUAAUUUAUAAAUAGGCAACAGAAUAUGAAUCUGAAAUUAAUAUGCUUAGAAAUGAGCUUUCUAAAACUUAAAGAAGAUUGAGUUCAAAUUAAACUAAUAAUGCAUAAUUUUUAUAUUAGACUUAUGAGAUAUAAAGGGGAGAAGAAUAAGUGAAUAAUAAAACUGGAUUAGUUUCAGGUUUCAAUCUUGAAGAAUCUAAAAAAAUUAAAUCUUUAGUAAAUACUGCUUAAUAAAAAUAAGACGUCUCUGACUAAAAUAUAGGAGUAAAAGAAUUUUAAUAUUCCAUUAAAUCAUUUUCAUAAGCUUAAUAAUUUAAUCCUUUAAAAUCUGAUGUAUUUAUUACUAUAGUAACUAGAUAAUCAAAUAAAAAGUUUAAUAAAUUAAACCUGUAGAAUACAAUAAUAAAUGA